CCGACAAGCUUCCUUAGCAACGCCGUCUCGUAACAUAAAGCCGUUCUCAAAGAGUCACCUGCUAUCAAAAAUAACAAUUAUAACUUUUGCACAACUCUUUCGUUGGUUUUGUAAACGUAGCUAAUUACUAAUGCAAAACCCUUUAUAUUGCAGUAGACAAAGCGAAAUAGCCUGAGUUGACCACUUCGUCGCUUCACUCAAUUUGGAAUUCCAAGGACUAGCUAGAUUUUUAACUCUCAAUGUAAUAAACGUUAGCGCUUUGAAAAAUAACAUGGAACGGUUACACAGUAGCUAGCUCAACGGAAAUUGCUGUCCAUGGUUGAAGUCUAGGUACAUCAUGGAUGCACAGGAUACUUUGGUCAACAAGAGGUUCCCUAAAUUGCCCCAAACAAUUGUGCGUCGGCUACCACAACUUCCACAGGUUCGCACCAAACCCCUAUGGCUGGACACAGCCCCUUCUUUUCAACUAAGGACCCCACUAAUUGAGAGGGACUAUGGGUCUGUGGCCUCAGGUGGACUUUCUAGGGACGGCGAGGCCAGUGUGCUGUCUGGGAGCCAGAGCCACUGGCCGGAGAGCUCCAGGGCCCGUGAGGGUGGCCCUUCCGCCGGACCCUCCAGGGCCCAAGGCAGCGGGCAGGCCCAGCCCAAAACAGGCCGGGAGCUGUUCCGCAGCAGACUGGUCAGCGUCAUCAUGCACCAGGAACCUGAUGCAGAUUCACUUCCCCUGGAGGAUGCUAAAGCUUCUUCAGAGAAGGAUAUCUUGAGAUAUAACUAUUACAUUAACAAUGGCAUUGACACAAAGCAUGUGGCCACUAUGGAGGACUCCUGGCUGGAGAACGUCAUGAGCCUGGUCCCCACUCCUCUGAAGAAGCUGACAGACACCAUCGAGGCGCUAUCCAAUGAGAUGAGGGAGGACUACCUUCUGAGUGUCAAGAAAGCCAUAGUGGAUUUUGUACUGAGGGACCCCAGAGAAAAGGAUGAGAAGGUGAAAGACCUGCCCCCACAUCGAGCCGAAAUGCAGGUAGUUCCGAAGCCGUGGAGGAAGUCUUUCCUGUAUGCUCAGAGCAUGAUGCGUGAUAAACUCCACGCCAUCAACCCCACCAUGCUGUCUGUGCUGGGCCUGUGGCAGGUGUCUUACAAGAGACUGCGUCUGAUCGAUGUGGAGGAGUUCCGCAACCUGCAGGAGUCCAUGGAGCUCUCCUUUUUUGAGCAAACGAUCAGGAAGCAGAUAAUUUCCACCCGGGAGACUCUCCUCAAAAAAUGGUUUCUGGAUGUUCAGCAGAUCUACUAUGUGGGAAACAAGCGCAAACUUGUCCCCAGCAUCCACACGCCCUGCAAACUGCAGUCAUUCUUCAACUGUGCUGCCACUCUGAUGACCCAGCACCUGCAGAGCCUGGCUCUCGAGUCCAUCAGUGACUAUACUCAUCUGAUCAUUAAGGAACCGGGUGCCGUGCGAGUGUACGAACAUUCUGGCUUUGUCCUGAAGCUGAUCCUGGAGGAGACGGUCAUCAAGCUGCACCCCGAUUUCAAAGACUUCGAGGAGGUCAUGCUGAAAACCUACGAGCUCAUGCUGGACGCCAUCCGUGUGGUGCCACGCGUGGAGUCAACGCUCUAUACCGAAUGGCCCGGGAGCCAGACCCCCGGCACGCUGAAGCCCGUGGUGCUGCCGGAGAUCCUGGAGGCGCGGCAGGAGGAGACCCGGCAGAUGAUCCGGGCCGAGAGCGCCCUGCCCAUGCAGCACGUCCGCCUCUACGACAAGUACGCCGCGCUGGUGAGCCGGCAGGCCGAGGAGGACGUAGAGCAGUUCCUGCGCGAGAGGCACUCCUUCCACGACACCAUGAUGGAGGUCACGCGCUACCAGAAGCUCGCCGACGACAUCCAGUACAACUCCGCCAAGGUGCUGCGUCUGGGCAUGUUCGAGGUGCACUCCGCAGAGCUCAUCACCGCGCUGGUGAGGCGCGCCGAGGGGCUCUGCCAAAAACUCGUGGCUCGGAUGCUGGAGGACCACCAGAUCAUCAACCACCAGUUGUGCGAGGAGUUUGAGAAGAUCGCAGUGAAAGCCUUGGGCACCCCUCCGAACACAAAGGAGCUGAUGGAGCUGGUGGAGUACGUGGAGAAGGUGGAGACCCAGGAGAUGCCUGCGCUGGAGAAGACCCUGCUGGAGUCCAAAACGCGGCUCUGCUUCCUGGUGGACUACACCAGCCUCUCGCCCGACGACAUGCGGCUCAACCGGGACACCUUCCAGUGGCACAGUCGCAUGCCCAGCAUCUUCGCCGACCACCGCGAGAUGGUCCGCGAGAAGACCGAGCAGUACCAGAACGGCCUCAAGCUGCGGUGCGAGAGGUUCGUGGAGGAGCUGGAGAGCUACAGUCGGCAGGUGGAGGAGUUUGUCUCCUUUGGGGACCUGGCAGACCUGAACAAGUACCUGAAGAAAGCCCAAGCCCUCAACUCCAAACUAGAGACUGCCAUGGACAAGGUAGAGGGAUUUAACAUGGAGGAAGAUGCCUACUGCUGGCCAGUGUCCCAGUACCCUCAGCGCAAGGAGACCCAGGACCGGCUGGGGCCCUACCUGCGCCUGUACGAGACGGCCUCCGACUUCCAGGCCCACCACAAGGCAUGGCUGGAGGGGCCCCUGGGCACCGUCAACCCAGACAAGGUGGAGUCGGAGGUGGGCAACUACUGGCGGGCCCUGUACAAGCUGGAGAAGACCUUCCAGGACUCGCCGCAGGCCCUGAACAUUGCCAGCCAGAUGAAGGCCGAGGUGGAGGCCUUCAAGGAGCGCAUCCCGCUCAUCCAGGUCCUGUGCAACCCGGGCCUGCGCGACCGCCACUGGGACGCCAUGACGGAGGUGGUGGGCUUCUCGCUCAAGCCUGAGGAUGAGGAGCGGGCCUGCGUGGCCAACUUCCUGCACAUGGGCCUGGAGGCCCACCUGGGCAGCUUCGAGGGCAUCAGCGAAGCGGCCAGCAAGGAGUACUCCCUGGAGAAGGCCAUGGAGAAGAUGGAGACCGAGUGGAGCGGGAUGGAGUUCGGCCUGCUGCCCUACCGCGAGACGGGCACCUCCAUCCUGUCCUCGGUGGAGGAGGUGCAGACGCUGCUGGACGACCACAUCGUGAAGACGCAGACCAUGCGCGGCUCGCCCUUCAUCAAGCCCUUCGAGAACGAGAUACGGGAAUGGGAGGAGAAGCUGCUGCUCUUGCAGGAGAUCCUGGACGAGUGGCUGAAGGUGCAGGCCACCUGGCUGUACCUGGAGCCCAUCUUCAGCUCCCCCGACAUCAUGGCUCAGAUGCCCGAGGAAGGCCGCCGUUUCACCACUGUGGACAAGAACUGGAGGGACACCAUGAAGCAGGUCUCCCUGAACAAACAAGUGCUGGCAGUGGUGGCCAUCGACAAGAUGCUGGAGAAGCUAAAGAAGUCCAACGAGCUCCUGGAGCUGAUUCUGAAGGGCCUGAACGAGUACCUGGAGAAGAAACGCCUUUAUUUCCCACGCUUCUUCUUCCUGUCCAAUGACGAGCUGCUGGAGAUCCUGUCAGAGACAAAGGACCCCACCAGGGUGCAGCCCCACCUGAAGAAGUGCUUCGAGGGCAUCGCCAGCGUGCAGUUCACCGAUGUGCUGGACAUCACCCACAUGAAGAGCAGCGAGGGGGAGGUGGUGAAGCUGGAGGACAUCAUCUCCACCUCCAAGGCCCGCGGGCAGGUGGAGAAGUGGCUGCUGGAACUGGAGUGCGGCAUGCUGAAGUCCCUGCAGAAGGUCAUUGGAGAGGCGAUCCAGGCCUACCCCAAGGACCUGCGUAUCAACUGGGUCCGGGCGUGGCCGGGACAGACGGUGCUGUGCGUCUCGCAGGUGUACUGGACCAAGGACAUUCACGAGGCCAUCUCCAAGGGCCAAAAGGCCCUAGACGCCUACCUGGAGCAGAACAACACGCAGAUCGACGACAUCGUGACGCUGGUGCGGGGGAAGCUGUCCAAGCAGAACCGGGUGACCCUGGGCGCCCUGGUGGUGCUCGACGUCCACGCGCGCGACGUGCUAGCCGUCCUGGUCAAGAAGGGCAUCAGCGACGAGAACGACUUUGAGUGGCUCAGCCAGCUACGCUAUUACUGGAUGGAAGAAACGCUGCAGACCAAGAUGAUUAACGCGGGCCUGCCGUACGGGUACGAGUACCUGGGAAACACCCCGCGCCUGGUUAUCACUCCGCUCACCGACCGCUGCUACAGGACCCUGUUUGGGGCCCUGCAUUUACACCUGGGAGGGGCCCCUGAGGGCCCCGCGGGAACAGGGAAGACCGAGACCACCAAGGACUUGGCCAAGGCCGUUGCCAAGCAGUGCGUCGUCUUCAACUGCUCCGACGGCCUGGACUACAUAGCCCUGGGCAAGUUCUUCAAGGGCCUGCUGUCAUGCGGUGCGUGGGCCUGCUUCGACGAAUUCAACCGAAUCGACCUGGAAGUGCUGUCAGUGGUGGCUCAGCAGAUUCUGACCAUCCAGAGAGGAAUUUCUGCCAAAUCCGAGAUGCUGCUGUUUGAGGGGACAGAGCUGAGGCUGGACCCCACCUGCGCCGUGUUCAUCACCAUGAACCCCGGUUACGCCGGCCGCUCCGAGCUGCCCGACAACCUGAAGGCCCUGUUCCGGACAGUGGCCAUGAUGGUGCCAGACUACGCCAUGAUCGCCGAGAUCGUGCUGUACUCGUGCGGGUUUGUGACGGCGCGCCCGCUCUCUGUGAAGAUCGUGGCCACGUACCGGCUGUGCUCCGAGCAGCUGUCCUCCCAGCACCACUACGACUACGGCAUGAGGGCUGUCAAAUCGGUCCUCACUGCGGCGGGAAACCUGAAGCUCAAGUUUCCUGAUGAAAACGAGGACAUCUUGCUGCUAAGGUCUAUAAUUGAUGUCAACCUGCCCAAGUUCCUGGCACAUGAUCUGCCCCUCUUUGAGGGCAUCACGUCUGACCUGUUCCCUGGAGUGACGCUGCCCAAGCCCGACUACCGGAUCCUUCUGGACGCCAUCCAGGUGAACUGCGUGAAGAUGAACCUGCAGCUGACCGACUUCUUCGCUGAGAAAAUCCUGCAGAUCUUCGAGAUGAUGAUCGUGCGCCACGGGUUCAUGCUGGUGGGGGAGCCCUUUGGCGGGAAGACCUGCGCCUACCGCGUGCUGGCGGCCGCCAUGAACGACAUCUGCGAGCAGGGCUUGAUGGAGGAGAACAAGGUCCAGAUCACGGUCAUCAACCCCAAAUCCAUCACCAUGGGUCAACUGUACGGCCAGUUCGACCCGGUCUCCCACGAGUGGUCUGAUGGAAUCCUGGCCGUCAGCUACAGGGCCUUUGCCACAUCUCAAACUCCAGACAGAAAGUGGCUCAUCUUUGAUGGUCCGGUGGAUGCGGUGUGGAUCGAGAACAUGAACACAGUGCUGGAUGACAACAAGAAGUUGUGCCUGAUGAGUGGCGAGAUCAUACAGAUGUCCCCGCAGAUGAGUCUCAUCUUCGAACCCAUGGACCUGGAGGUGGCCUCGCCAGCUACGGUGUCCCGCUGUGGCAUGAUCUACAUGGAGCCCCACAUGCUUGGCUGGAAGCCUGUCCUGGUGUCCUGGCUCAACACCCUGCCCCCCACCAUUAGCGACAUGCACAAGGAGCUCAUCACUGGCCUCUUCCACAGAAUAGUGCCCACCUGCCUGCAUUUCAUCCGCAAGGGCGCCAAGGAACUCUCACCCACAUCGGACACCAAUCUGGUCCACUCCCUGAUGAACCUCAUGGACUGCCUGAUGGACGAGUUCAAGGAUGAGGCCAAGGUGAAGUCCAUGAACGAGCGGGACAUCUGCUCCUGGCUGGAGGGUAUCUUUGUGUUUUCGCUGGUGUGGUCGGUUGGCGCCAGCUGUGGGGAAGACGGCCGCACUGGGUUCGACGGGGUGGUGCGGGAGCUGCUGAAUGGGCCGCUAAGCAUAGAAACGCGGACGCGCUACACGAUCCUGGAGCACGUGGACCCUCCUGACAAGCCCCUGACCGUGCCCCUGCCUGAGGAGGGCACCCUGUACGAGUACCGCUUCAUCAAGGAGGGCCCAGGAAGGUGGGAGCAGUGGGUCGAGGAGCUGAAGACUGCCCCGCCCAUCGCCAAGGACAUGCAGUUCAACGAGAUCAUCGUGCCGACGGAGAACACGGUGCGCUACUCCGCGCUGAUGAAGCUUCUCAUCACCCACCAGAAGCCCACCGUCUUCAUCGGGCCCACCGGCACCGGCAAGAGCGUCUACAUCAUCAACUUCCUCCUGAACCACCUGGACAAGGACGUGUACAGCCCCCUGCUGAUCAACUUCUCGGCCCAGACCACGGCCCUGCAGACGCAGAACAUCAUCAUGUCCAAGCUGGACAAGCGGCGCAAGGGCGUCUUCGGCCCUCCGCUGGGGAAGAAAACGGUGGUGUUUGUGGAUGAUGUGAACAUGCCAAUGCGGGAGGUGUACGGUGCCCAGCCUCCUGUGGAGCUGCUCAGGCAGUGGCUCGAUCACUCGAACUGGUACGACGUUACAGACUGCAGCAUGAUCAAGCUAGUGGACAUCCAGAUCAUGUGUGCCAUGGGACCGCCCGGUGGUGGAAGAAAUCCUAUCACUCCUCGUUACUUGCGCCACUUCAACACCGUCACCAUUAACGAGUUUGAUGAGAAGACCAUGUACACCAUCUUCUCUAGGAUUCUGGACUGGCAUCUCACCAUACGGUUCUCUUUCCCGCCGGCGUUUGUGAGCCUGACCCGUCAGGUGGUCAACAGCACCAUGGACGUGUACAAGGAGGCCACCAAAAACCUGUUACCCACGCCCGCCAAAUCCCACUACCUGUUCAACCUGCGCGACUUCUCCCGCGUCAUCCAGGGCAUCUGCCUGUCCCGUCCCGAGACGGCCAGCCAGCCCACCGACAUCAAGCGCCUCUGGGUGCACGAGGUGCAGCGGGUCUACUACGACCGGCUGGUGGACAACGCGGACCGGGCCUGGCUCGUGGGCCACCUGCAGGUGGUGACCCAGAAGCACAUGCAGGAGAACUUCCACCAGCUCUUCCAGCACCUGGACCGGGACGGGGACGGCAAGGUGACGGAGGACGACCUGCGCAGCCUCAUGUUCUGCGACUUCCACGACCCCAAAGGCGAGGACACCAACUACCGCGAGGUGGGCAGCCUGGAACAGCUGCGGCAGGUGGUGGAGGCCCACCUGGAGGAGUUCAACAACGUCAGCAAGAAGCCCAUGAACCUGGUGCUGUUCCGCUUCGCCAUCGAGCACGUCUGCCGCAUCUCGCGCGUGCUGAAGCAGCCCCGGGGCCACGCCCUGCUGGUGGGGGUGGGGGGCAGCGGGCGGCAGUCCCUCACCCGGCUGGCCGCCCACAUGGCCGAGUCGGAGCUCUUCCAGGUCGAGAUCGCCAAGGGCUACGGCCCCACCGAGUGGCGGGAGGACCUGAAGCUCAUCAUGCGCAAGUCCACCGAGGGCGAGGCCCACGGCGUGUUCCUCUUCACCGACACGCAGAUCAAGCUGGAGUCCUUCCUGGAGGACGUCAGCAACCUGCUGAACACGGGGGAGGUGCCCAACCUGUUUGCCGUGGACGAGAAGGCGGAGAUCUGCGAGCGGAUGCGGGUCCUGGACCGCCAGCGCGAGCGGGACAAGCAGACGGACGGCAGCCCGCUGGCGCUCUUCAACAUGUUCCUGGAGCGCUGCCGGAGCCAGCUGCACGUGGUGCUGGCCAUGAGCCCCAUCGGGGACACCUUCCGCGGCCGCCUGCGCCGCUUCCCCGCCCUCAUCAACUGCUGCACCAUCGACUGGUUCCAGAGCUGGCCAGAUGAUGCCCUGCAGGCAGUGGCCUCCCGCUUCCUGGAGGACAUCGAGAUGGAGGAUGACACGCGCGCUGGGUGCAUCGAAAUGUGCCAGAGCUUCCACACCUCCACCAUCAUUCUGUCGGGCCGGUUCCUGUCCGAGCUGCAGCGCCACAACUACGUCACACCCACCUCCUACCUGGAGCUCAUCUCCACCUUCAAAACCCUGCUGGAGAAGAAGAGAACGGAGGUGAUGAAGCUGAAGCGGCGCUACGAGGUGGGUCUGGAGAAGCUGCAGUCGGCUGCGGACCAGGUGGCCACCAUGCAGGUGGAGCUGGAGGCCCUGCAGCCGCAGCUGAAGGUGGCCAGCAAGGAGGUGGACGAGAUGAUGGUGGUGAUCGAGAAGGAGUCCGUGGAGGUGGCCAAGACCGAGAAGGUGGUGAAGGUAGAUGAGGCGGUGGCCAACGAGCAGGCCAUGGCGGCCAAGGCCAUCAAAGACGAGUGUGACGCUGACCUGGCCAUCGCCAUGCCCAUCCUGGAGUCUGCCCUGGCUGCACUGGACACCCUGACCACACAGGACAUCACGGUGGUCAAGUCCAUGAAGAGCCCUCCAGGGGCGGUGAAGAUCGUGAUGGAGGCCAUCUGCAUCCUGAAAGGCAUCAAGGCCGACCGCAUCCCUGACCCCUCAGGCUCCGGCAAGAAGGUGGAGGACUACUGGGGCCCGGCCAAGAAGCUGCUGGGAGACAUGCGCUUCCUGCAGAGCCUGCACGACUACGACAAGGACAACAUCCCGCCCAGCUACAUGGCCGUCAUCCGCAACAAGUACAUCACCAACCCAGACUUCGUCCCGGAGAAGAUCCGGACCGCCUCCAACGCCGCAGAGGGCCUCUGCAAAUGGGUGCGGGCCAUGGAGUCCUAUGACAAAGUGGCCAAGGUGGUGGCCCCUAAAAAGGAGAAACUGGCCCAGGCAGAGGGGGAGCUGAGUGUGGCCAUGGAGAGCCUUCAGAAGAAACAGGCUGCCCUCAAGGAAGUCCAGGACAAACUGGCCAAGCUGGAGGAGACCCUGGAAGCCAACAAGAACAAGAAAGCUGACCUUGAGAACCAGGUGGAUCUGUGCAGUAAGAAGCUGGAGAGGGCGGAGCAGCUGAUCGGGGGGCUGGGAGGGGAGAAGACGCGCUGGAGCGAGACGGCGCUCAACCUGGGCGAGCUCUACACCAACCUGACCGGAGACAUCCUCAUCUCAUCCGCCAUCGUAGCCUACCUGGGGGCCUUCACCUCCAGCUACAGACAGAGCCAGACGGAGGAGUGGAUCGAGCUGUGUAAGACUCGGCAGAUCCCCUGCUCCGCCAACAUGUCCCUCAUGGGCUCGCUGGGGGAGCCGGUGAAAAUCCGCGCCUGGACCAUCGCUGGCCUGCCGUCCGACAGCUUCUCCAUCGACAACGGCAUCAUCAUCUCGAACGCUAGGAGGUGGCCUCUCAUGAUCGACCCCCAGGGCCAGGCCAACAAGUGGGUGAAGAACAUGGAGAAGGCCAACAGCCUGCACAUCAUCAAGCUGAGUGACGCCGACUUUGUGCGCACGCUGGAGAACUGCAUCCAGUUCGGCACUCCCGUGCUGCUGGAGAACAUCGGCGAGGAGCUGGACCCCAUCCUGGAGCCUCUGCUGCUCAAGCAGACUUUCAAGCAAGGGGGCAGCAUCUGCAUCCGGCUGGGUGACUCCACCAUCGAGUACGCGCCCGACUUCCGCUUCUACAUCACCACCAAGCUCCGAAACCCGCACUACCUGCCCGAGACCUCCGUCAAGGUGACCUUGCUGAACUUCAUGAUCACUCCAGAGGGCAUGCAGGACCAGCUGCUGGGCAUCGUGGUGGCCCGGGAGAGGCCUGAUCUGGAGGAGGAGAAACAGGCGCUCAUCUUACAGGGGGCGGAGAACAAGAGGCAGCUGAAGGAGAUUGAGGAUAAAAUCUUGGAGGUGCUGUCCUCUUCGGAGGGCAACAUCCUGGAAGACGAGACAGCUGUGCAGGUGCUGUCCUCCUCCAAGGUCCUGGCCAAUGAGAUCACAGAGAAGCAGGCCAUCGCCGAGGUGACGGAGGUGAAGAUUGACGAGACGCGUAUGGGCUACACCCCCAUCGCUGUGCACUCCUCCAUCCUCUUCUUCUCCAUCGCCGACCUGGCCAACAUCGAGCCCAUGUACCAGUACUCCCUCACCUGGUUUAUCAACCUCUUCAUCAUGUCUAUCGACAAUUCGGACAAGAGCGACAACUUGGACGAGAGACUGAAGAUCCUGAGGGACCACUUCACCUACUCGCUGUACGUCAACGUGUGCCGCUCGCUCUUUGAGAAGGACAAGCUGCUCUUCUCCUUCUGCCUGAACGUCAACCUCCUGAAACACGAGAACCUGGUGGAUGAGAACCAAUGGCGGUUCCUGCUCACCGGAGGCGUGGGUCUGGAUAACCCGUUCUCCAACCCCUGCACCUGGCUGCCCAAGAAGUCCUGGGACGAGUACUGCCGUCUGGACGAGAUGGAGGGAUUCAAGGGCCUGAGGAAGGACCUGGCUCAGCACAGAGACGAAUGGAAGCAGGUGUAUGACAGCAUGGAGCCUCACAACGCCACCUUCCCCGGUCAGUGGCAGGACAGCCUGCAACAGUUCCAGAGGAUGCUGGUGAUUCGCUGCCUGCGGCCAGACAAGGUUAUCCCCAUGGUGCAGGAGUUUGUGUCAAACAGCCUGGGGCGGCAGUUCAUCGAGACUCCGCCCUUCAACCUGGGCAAGGCGUUUGCGGACAGCCACUGCUGCGCCCCCCUCAUCUUCAUCCUGUCCCCAGGCUCCGACCCCAUGGCCGCGCUGCUCAAAUUCGCCGACGACCAGGGCUUUGGAGGGAACAAGCUGACCUCCCUGUCCCUGGGUCAGGGCCAGGGGCCCAUCGCAAUGAGCAUGAUCCAGACGGGCGUGAGGGACGGCACCUGGGUCGUGCUGCAGAACUGCCACCUGGCCACCUCCUGGAUGUCCACGCUGGAGAGAGUGUGCGAGGAACUGAACCCAGAGACCACUCACCCAGACUUCCGCCUCUGGCUCACCAGCUACCCCUCGCCCAACUUUCCCGUGGCUGUCCUCCAGAACGGCGUCAAGAUGACCAACGAGGCGCCCAAGGGCCUCCGCGCCAACAUCGGGCGCUCCUUCCUCAUGGACCCCAUCUCCGACCCGGAGUUCUUCAACAGCAGCAACAAGCCGGCGGUGUUUAAGAAGCUGCUGUAUGGCUUGGUGUUCUUCCACGCCCUGACUCAGGAAAGGCGGAAGUUCGGUCCCCUGGGCUGGAACAUCCCCUACGAGUUCAAUGAGACUGACCUGCGCAUUUCUGUACAGCAGUUGCUUAUGUUCCUCAACCAGUACGAGGAAGUGCCUUUCGCAGCCAUCCACUACAUGACAGGCGAGUGUAACUACGGAGGCCGUGUGACGGACGACUGGGACCGCCGCACCCUACGCACCAUCCUCUCUCUCUUCUACACUCCCAAAAUCAUAGAGGACCCCGACUACAAGUUUGACUCCAGUGGCCUGUACUACUCCCCACCUGAAGGAGAGCACAUCAGCUACAUUGAAUACACCAAGAGUCUGCCUCUCAACCCUUCACCUGAAAUAUUUGGCAUGAACGCCAACGCUGACAUCACCAAGGACCAGGCGGAGACCCAGCUGAUGUUCGAUAGCAUCCUGCUCACACAGUCCCGCUCUUCGGGAGGUGACGCCAAGUCCUCGGACGACAUGGUGUUCGAGGUGGCGGCUGACGUGCUGAGCAAGCUGCCCCCGGACUUCGACAUCGAGGCGGCCAUGCGCAAGUUCCCCACCAACUACAACCAGAGCAUGAACACCGUGCUGGUGCAGGAAAUGGGCCGCUUCAACAAGCUGCUGCAGACCAUCCGCGACUCCUGCCUCAACAUCCAGAGGGCCAUCAAGGGUCUGGUGGUAAUGUCAGCAGAGUUGGAGGAGGUGGUGAAUGGCAUCCUGAAAGGUCGGAUUCCUGGCAUGUGGAUGAAGAAGUCCUACCCCAGCCUCAAGCCCCUGGGCGGCUACAUUAGCGACUUCCUGCAAAGACUGAAGUUCCUGCAGGACUGGUACGACGAUGGUACCCCCACCAUCUUCUGGAUGUCGGGCUUCUUCUUCACGCAAGCCUUCCUGACGGGCGGCCAGCAGAACUACGCCCGCAAGCACACCAUCCCCAUCGACCUGCUGGGCUUCGACUUCGAGGUGCUGGAGGACAUAGAGUACCGCCACCCUCCUGAGGACGGCGUUUAUGUCAACGGCCUCUUCCUGGACGGUGCGCGCUGGGACCGGAAGACCAAGCUGCUGGCAGAAUCCUACCCGAAAGUGCUCCACGACACCAUGCCUGUGAUUUGGCUUAAGCCAAUAAAAAGGCAGGAUAUCCCAGAGCGGCUCUGCUACACCUCCCCCAUCUACAAGACCAGCGAACGGCGGGGCACCCUCUCCACCACAGGACACUCCACCAACUUCGUCAUCGCCAUGACUCUAAACUCCAACGUCGCUCCGGAACACUGGAUACGGCGGGGCGUGGCCCUGCUCUGCCAGCUCAACUCUUAGCCCUCAGCGUCUGUCCCAAAUCGUCCCUGUCCUAAAGCUCUCAACACACCUCUCACUUCCCAGAUUAAAGCAUCGCUUCAGCCAGGACCAGCAGUCAUGUCUUUAGGUGGAGGACGUUUGCUUCCUCAAGACGUAGGGAAACCACAGUAGCGAGCAUAAGAAUAAAUCUGCAGCCAGACGCACACAGAUGCACACACACACACACACACACACGUCACACACAUUUUCCAUUCUGAGAGAGACACGAUCUCCCAUCUGAGUGUCAGAUUCACUACAAUUACCAGUCCAGGACACAAAAGGCAACUCUGCAAACUUUAUUUUCCUUUUUUUUCCACGGGUGGGGAAACCAGCACAAACGGACAAUGGGCGAAGACGGCAAAUGCAUUGAACACAUUUAUAUAUCCAGGUUUGUAAACAAUAUCCUAAAAUUAAAAGACAGAACAAACA
Anguilla rostrata (American eel) is the source of this 12796-nucleotide messenger RNA. RefSeq names its product dynein, axonemal, heavy chain 7 (gene dnah7). The transcript is spliced from 64 exons. Lineage: Eukaryota; Metazoa; Chordata; Actinopteri; Anguilliformes; Anguillidae. The record is from RefSeq and is a predicted model, not a curated record. Bases 338 to 12349 code for a protein of 4003 amino acids. Gene Ontology annotation, cellular component: dynein complex. Gene Ontology annotation, molecular function: dynein light intermediate chain binding; dynein intermediate chain binding; minus-end-directed microtubule motor activity. Gene Ontology annotation, biological process: microtubule-based movement.